Messenger RNA from Triticum dicoccoides, 372 nucleotides. RefSeq names its product 40S ribosomal protein S24-1-like. Gene Ontology annotation, molecular function: structural constituent of ribosome. The record is from RefSeq and is a predicted model, not a curated record. Gene Ontology annotation, cellular component: ribosome. NCBI's taxonomy places the organism in Eukaryota, Viridiplantae, Streptophyta, Magnoliopsida, Poales, Poaceae. Bases 1 to 372 code for a protein of 123 amino acids. Gene Ontology annotation, biological process: translation. The transcript has 5 exons.
AUGGACUUGUCGUCGCCGGCAGCCGUCAACACAUCCUCCUCGCCCUCGGCUUCUCCGAAGGCGCACGGUUUGGAUGCACUGGCGAAGUUUGCACCGACUCUCAAGGCGGAGCUGAAGGAGUGGCUGCCCAAGGUGUAUGAGGUGAAGGAACCCAACUGCAUCUUCGUGUUCAAGUUCCGCACCCACUUCAGAGGCGGCAGGUCCUCCAGAUUCGGUCUCAUCUACGACAACCUCAAGUCCGCCAGGAAGUUCGAGCCCAAGUACCGCUUCAUCAGGGCAAAGAUGGACGCACACUGGAACAUGUAUGAAUGGAUUUUGUUUCUGUUCAUUUUCAUUUUCAUACUUGAUUAUUGUUUGUCCAUCCCAAUCUAG